AGUUCGCGAACGGCCGCGCAACGGUACGGUUGGAUGUGGGGCAAUUGCGGCGGUUGGCGCUGGUGGUUCGACAGUUAAACGAGUGAUCGUUCCCUCAAACCGCCAGCCAUCGUCACGCCGUUUGUAGCAUGUGCUCACUACUAGUCCGGAGCCACGUAUGCCGUUUACCGCAUCGCGAGCCGCGUAACAAGCUCGCCUCCUACGGCUACCGUUAGGGCAGCCAUAUAUCCCGAUCCCUCCUCCACCCCCUUGCCCGCGCGGCUCCUUCGCUUUCGCGCAUGUGACGCGGAAUUUCUUUUUUGACAACCCCUUUCAAAUCGCGCCCGCCAUUCCGUUCUACGCGGAUCGUGCGCGCGCGUGUGUGUACGUACACAGUGAUAGUAUGAUCUUCUCUUGGAUAUUCUAGUGAGUCCGUGUGGAGAGUGCCUUAUACCGGGUGGCCGAGUCGAACGCGCGCGCGGAGAAUAAAGUGACGUAUCUUUUUCUUUUGCUGUCGCUCUCGCUGCGGCGGACAGGAAAAGAGAGAGAAAGAGAGAGGGAGAGAGAAAGUCGAGAGCGGUUGGUCUGCGACGACGAGAGCAUUCGCAGAGAGAGAGAGAGAGAGAGAAAGAGAGCAAUAGACAGACAGAGGAGGAGAAAGAGACCGGGCGGGAAGAGAAGCGAAAGGAGGGAGCGAUCCAGACGUAAGAGGAAUCUCGACCGAUUUCCAAGGAGACUCCGGCUGUCAGGAUGAGUUACUGCACCAGCGCGCCCAUGGUCACGCACACUUGCGAGACUCUUCUCAGCAAGUGCGAAAUCCCGAUCAUCGACCUCGCGCACAUGGGCACGGCGAAAUGUCCUCAGAAGGGAGUCGUGAAGCAGGUGUCCUCGAAACUGCUAAGGGCGCUGUCCGAGAAAGGAUUGGCCUUGCUCGUCAACCAUGGCAUUCCAGAGUGCAAGAUGAAGGCAACUUACAGAGCCCUAGAUGCAUUUUGCGAGCUGUCGGACGAAACGCGAGCAAAAUACGAGCGCGUUUCGCCGGAUAAUCACGGCUAUGUUAAACCAGGCACGGAGAAAUUUUCGGACGAGAUGGAACUUCGCCACGCUUACAACGUAACCGGAUGUGGACGAACCUUACCGGAAGAUGAGGUUCAGGGAUUUAGGUCAGCAGUAGACGAACUGACACGCGAUUUCAAGCAACUGGCCACCAUGCUUCUUACCGCUCUGUCCGUGGGUUUGGAACAGUCCCACGACUUCCUGUUGUCCAAGCACGCGCACAUACUCGGCCCUGGCAACUCGUCCACCCUGCGUCUCCUCUACUAUCCGCCACUUGGUGCACCGGUACAAGGACUGACCCGAUGCGGCGCCCAUUGCGACUAUGGCACUUUCACUUUGUUGGCGCAGGACUGCGAAGGUGGCCUUGAAAUACAAAUUGGGGAAAGAUGGGCUAGAGUGGGUCAUCUUCCAGGCGCCAUAUUAGUGAAUACCGGCGACUUACUGGCACACUGGACCAACGGGCAACUUCCAGCGCUCAGACACCGUGUCGUUAUACCGGAACACUGCGGUCGCGGUCGUCAUUCCAUCGCUUUCUUUGUGCAUCCAGACGACGAUAUUCCUAUCGAGCCAUUAGAUACAAAGAUCACCAUAGCCACGCAGGAAACGACUCCUUGUCGCCUUCAGAAAAAGAAGCGCAGCGUUCUCACGGCAUAUCAGCAUCUUCAGCGUCGUUUUCGCGAGACUUACGCAUCCUAAUGUCCCGCGAUCCUGAAUAUUCUGUAAGGGUGAUCUAAUGGACCCAAAAACGGAAACUAAGUCUUUGUACGCUCGCCAAGAUGGAAUAAAGUUAAAAUUUCGCAGAAAUUCGGAAGAGAUCGAUUUUACAGGCAGUGAAAUUAAGAUUACCGCAAGCUACGUUUUAAAUGUGACCAAUAUUGCUGUACAUUGCUUGAUAUAUACAUAUACAUUAUAAAAGAAAAAAUGUACUAAAAAAAAUAUGCAUAAUAUCCAUUCCAUUUAAUGUGAACAUACAGGAGGGCAGAAUUAUUGUCAAUACUCUUUAAUAUUUAACAAAUCUUAAUAGCUUAGCUUUGUUGUCUUAAUUUCACGAUUUGAGUUUAAAAAUCGGAUAUCUUCACGAAGCGAAAUUAUGAAAUUAAAUGUCAAAAUAAGAUGUAAACAAAGAAUGUAAAAGAUUGCGAGUCUCAGGCAAUAAAUAAAUUUGUACUUAAUUUGAAAAUA
Monomorium pharaonis (pharaoh ant) is the source of this 2217-nucleotide messenger RNA. RefSeq names its product UPF0676 protein C1494.01. The transcript has 6 exons. Bases 730 to 1731 code for a protein of 333 amino acids. The record is from RefSeq and is a predicted model, not a curated record. NCBI's taxonomy places the organism in Eukaryota, Metazoa, Arthropoda, Insecta, Hymenoptera, Formicidae. Gene Ontology annotation, molecular function: dioxygenase activity.